GAAGGCUAGCUGGGGAAGAGUUGUGAGAACUGCAAGGGGGAAGUAGUUCAUUUCAGUGGCUGACAUCCAGACAACGAACAAUAUGCUUGGUCCCCCAGCAUCCUUCUUCCUCGUCCUUCUCCUCUGCCAGCUCACAGGGCCAGCAACCUCUGGAGCUCUGAAGGAGCUUGUUGGCGACCUUGGUGGGUCUGUGAUCUUCCCUUUGAAGCUCCCAAGAAUUCAGAUUGACAGCCUUGUCUGGAUCUUCAACACAACACCUCUCAUCACCAUACAGCCAAAAACACCAGACAGACAACCCAACGUCAUAGUGACCCAGAGUCAUAACAAGGAAAGGGUGGACUUCCUACUUGGAAACUAUUCCCUGAAGCUCAGCAAACUGGAUAAGAGUGACUCGGGUGAUUACCGCGUGGUGAUAUACAGCUCUUCCCUCAAAGACCCCUUCAUCCAACAGUAUGAGCUGCGUGUCUACGAGCACCUGUCAAAGCCCAAAGUUACCAUGGGUCUACAGAACAAUGAGAACGGCACCUGUGUGACUAAUUUGACAUGCUUCAUGGACCAGGGAGGAGAGGAUGUGACCUACAGCUGGGAGUCCCUGGGGCAGGCAGCCAAUGAGUCCCACAAUGGCUCCAUCCUCCCCAUAUCCUGGAGGCUGGGAAAAAAGGGCAUGACCUUCAUCUGUGUGGCCAGGAACCCCAUCAGCAGCAAUUCUUCAAACCCCGUUUUUGCCUGGAAGCUCUGUGAAGGUGCUGCUGAUGACUCAGAAUCCUCCGUGGUCCUGUACAUUCUGGGGGUGAUCUUCCUGCUCAGUGCCUUUGCCCUGGUGCCAGUUAUUCUAAUUACGAGGAAAGAAAGAAAGGAAGAGUCCAUUGAAGAGAAGAAGGGAAUGGAUACUCAUCAGGAAAUUCUUAACAACUGUCCUUCUGGAGAGACCCCAGUGUAUGACACAAUCACCUGUGUUAAUAACACUAUUCCAGAGGAAAAUCCAGUAAAUACACUUUAUUCCUCCGUGCAAAUACCCCAAAAGAUGGAGAAACCCCACUCUCCACCCACAUCACCGAACAUGCCAAGGUUAUUUGCCUAUGAGAAUGUCAUCGAAACAGCAGUGCAUCCCUUCUGGGUCACCCCAAAGAAAAUUUAAAAAAAAAAAGAAUCACUGAAUUGACCAGAAAUACUGAGGAAGAAUGAAAAACACUGACUUCCUUCCAGAAUAACUAUCCUAAUUCCAUCCACUCCUGAGAAAUCUCCUCAAACCCCAAAUGUGUAACUAUCCCUUCCUGGAAAUGUUGUUGUGAAUUUAUCAGCCAACCCCAAGCAAGAGGCUUAGAAGUAUCUCUAUUGAAAUAGAAAUGCAUUGUCCAUCGGAUGAAUGACAUCUCCCACUGCAGGGUUUGGAGAUCAGGACUAGACCAAAAGUCUGGUGACCAAAAGAGUAAGAACGUAGGAAUGGCAGAUAUUUCCAGAGAAAGCAGAUGUAGCAGCCUGAAAUGGAUUCAUUAACCAACUCCUUACCUAUGUGCUUGGCACUGUGCUGAGUUUAUGCUGAUUUUGCUCAGGUGUGCUCUCUGUUCUCAUGAAAUUGGUUUCUCAUGAAUGACUUCCGUGGACAUUAGCAGCAGAUCUGACCACAAAUUCCCAAUAACCAGAGAGUCAGGGUGGAUCCAUAGGACUUGGGAGCCAAAGUGCAUAAGGACAGAGAACCCAGGCAGAAGACUGGGUUUGGCUGGAUGGAUACUCCAAAGUGGCUUGACCUGAAGACAAGGACCACGGCCUCAGCUUCAUUUCCACUCUGUGCUGCAAGUGAAAAGCCAGGGCCAGAGGGCCUGUUCAGAACCUUAUGUCAAUGGAGAAACUGAACUUGAAGAUGCACUUGGAAUGUGUUGUAAGACUUGGAGUUAAGGGUGAUCGUGCGUAAUAUUUAAAGUCACAUGGUUCAUUCAACUAAUAUUUAUUGAGGAUCUCUGACGGGUCAGUCUGGCAAAUAAAACAGACGUAAUUCCUUCCUCCCUUUUUAGAGUUUACCUUUUUAAUGAAAUGAAAUACAUGGGGAGGAGGACGGUUGCUUUUGAUAUGUUUCUGGACACACCCUGAAUGAAAAUAUUGGGAAGGGAUGUGAUGCCCCGGCUCCAAGGGGUGUAAACUGUCAAAUGACAAAGCUAAAACAGUUUUGUUUGAAGUCCUUUAUUCAAAAGGAUUGGGGAGCACAGCGACUCAGAAGCAGUGGAGUACUCUUCUCAAGGGAUUUUGGGCAAGAUCAAGUUUUAUAAAGCAUUAGAAGAGGCAACACGGAAACAAGGCACAAUUGGCUAGGAGAGUGGGGAUUUCCAGAGCAAGGUGAACCUCCCAACAACAGGAAAGUUUCCUAAGACACUUUUCUCCCACGCUCAUCCGCAUCUCACAACCUCUUGCAAGGGGCUGUGUUGCUUUCACGUAAAGUAUUGCUCUGUAGGUCCUCACAGGACUCCUAUAAGGCAAGCUGCUCUGGGGUACUUAUGUCCAUUCUUACAAAUGUUGAAAUUGAGGCAAAGAGAAACUUCAGUAUGUGACAAAAGCUAGGAAAAAAAUAAAAAGCAGCGCCCGCUCUACCACCCAUCAUCCACCACAAAGGAUGAGGAAGAUGGGAGCUCAAAGCUUGAGAGGGGUGGAUCCCCCUCUUCCCAGGUGUAGCAUGGAGGAAAGGACAUAGUUAUGGAGACAAGCAGGCCCGGGGUCAAAAGCCCUUACUACCAGAUUGACCUUUGACCUUUGCCAAAGACUUGGGUUCUGUGAGCCUCUAUUUUCUUAUUUCUUUUUUUUUUUUUUUAAGAAUUUAUUUAUUUGACAGAGAGAGAGAGAGACAGCCAGCGAGAGAGGGAACACAAGCA
Messenger RNA from Ailuropoda melanoleuca (giant panda), 2861 nucleotides. It is a transcript of the gene SLAMF7, whose product is annotated as SLAM family member 7. Bases 83 to 1138 code for a protein of 351 amino acids. The record is from RefSeq and is a predicted model, not a curated record. Gene Ontology annotation, biological process: T cell activation. Gene Ontology annotation, cellular component: membrane; external side of plasma membrane. NCBI's taxonomy places the organism in Eukaryota, Metazoa, Chordata, Mammalia, Carnivora, Ursidae. The transcript is spliced from 7 exons.